Molecule: messenger RNA, 3061 nt
Organism: Brassica napus (rape)
Lineage: Eukaryota; Viridiplantae; Streptophyta; Magnoliopsida; Brassicales; Brassicaceae
Product: exocyst complex component EXO70I
Exons: 1
Coding region: 1004-2863 (619 amino acids)
Biological process (GO): exocytosis
Cellular component (GO): exocyst
Molecular function (GO): phosphatidylinositol-4,5-bisphosphate binding
Source: RefSeq, a predicted model, not a curated record
AAAAAUAUAACAAAUAAUGGAUCGAAUCAAAAUUAACAAAUAAAAUGCCAACCCUAAGUAAAACUGAUUCAUUUUCAGAUAAACUUGUUAAACUUCAAUUAUUGCCACUAUAAUAAACCCUUUUUGAAAAAUAUAUAAAUCAUAAUUAUCAUUAAGCUUCUUGAGACAUGAGACAUUCUGAAAAUGUCAGACAUCUUAACCUGUUUCACGUUUUAAGAAUUAUUCAUUCUUCUUCUAGACUGGUUCUUGUGGUCUAAUAAUCCUACGGUCCUACCACUCAUUAUAGUAAGCCUAUUAGGCCUUACUCCGAUGAUGGGACAGGCCCGUAAAAUGUCAAAUCUUUCUAUCUAACUUUCAUCUACCCCAGAUCCAGCGAAGCCUCUCAUUUGGUGCGUCUCUCUUUCUUAUCAUUGUUUCUUGGAGUCUACGCGAAGACUGAGCUAAACCCACAUUUGCUGGCUUGUUUCCUUGCUUAGUUAACUGAAAUCUAAAGAUGAGAUAAAAUCAAAAGAAACGUUUGAUCCCUAUGUUUCCACGAAAUUUAUUCAUUUCCAGAAGAAGGCAUUUCGUGUAUAGUUAAACCCACAUUUGCUGGUUUCUUUUAUAGUAUUUUCGUUUUGUAGUUAAAGAUGGUUGAGCUGACUAUAACAAAUAUUUGGCUUUAAAUACAUAAAUGCAACAAAGAAAAAGACAACUUCAUUUGACUAUUAAGACAAAAUUUCAGAUGAUCAAACUGCACAAAAUAAGAAGAAACUGUCUUUAGCCAUAAGAUAAAGAUGCCUGAGCUGACUAUAACAAAUAAAACAAGACAUAGAUUUUGCUUUAAGAUAAUGACUAACAAUGUUAACACUUCUUGUACACUUUAAGACCAAAUCUUGAUGCUAUGGUUUAUCUAAAGAACACUUGAUCUGGUGGGUUUGGUAAGACAUUUGGUUUAUCUACCAAAAAUUGUUAUAAAAUCCAUAAUAGGAGAGUUGUUGAAGCAUUUAGUAAGUAACAGACAAUGGCUGAAACAAAGAGACUUGAGAGACUUAAAGCAAUGAGAAGUUUAUUAAAGAGUGAGAUGGAAAAAACAAAAACCUCUUCAUUGGUUCUAGAAAAGACAGGAUCUAAGCUUGAAGAGCUCAACACCAAGUUGUUGUCUUUAGAAGCUGAUGUUAAGGUAGAGAGAUGGAGAUCUUCUCCUUUCUCUGAUCAUAUCCGUUACACCAUUGCUCCAGUAUCAGCUGCUCUGAGAGUCUUUGCUACGGUUCAAGAACUCGAGAGAGAUCUCAUGUCAUGUAAUGAAGUUCUUGGUUAUGUUUCUGAUGUUAAACGUCUUGGAGAAGCAUUGAAGCUUCUGACAAGCAGCUGUGUUCUUGCUCUUAACUGGCUUGAAGACACAACCAAGUUCUUGUCCGAAAAUGGAAUGCCUGAAGAUCAUCCUUGUGGUUUAAGGUUCAAGACUUCUUUAGAGCUUCUAAGGGAACUUCAAAUGACCGAGGCUCGUGCUUAUCUAAGAGGAGGGAGUCUUUACACAGCGUUGGAGAAUCUCGAAAUAGAACUUGAGAUGAUUCUUGAAGAGGAGGAGGUUUUGUCUGAAUAUAACUUGAGAGACAUGAAGGCAAUCAUCAAGAGAUUAGAUGCUCACACAAUGUUAACAAACUGUGUGCAUGUUUACAUCAAGAACCGCACAAGAGUCAUUCAGAAACGGUUUGAGAUUGAUUAUCUAGAGAGAAAAAUCACAGAAACUGCUAUUGAAGGCUAUAUAGACCAAUGGAGAGUGGAUAUGGAGUUAGCUGUGAAAGAGGUCUAUGAGUUUGAGAGUAACCUCUGCUAUGAAGUGUUUAAAGACGUUGGAGAAGAAGAAUAUGUUCCAUUGCAUUGCUUUGGAGCAAUAGCUUCAAAAUCAGGGAUCAUUCCACUUCUCAGAUUUGGAUCAAGAAUCAGCAAAUGGAAGAAAAGUCCACCAAAGCUGCUAAGACUCUUGGAAUGUUUCUCUACAAUGGACAACGUUAGAACCGAAUUUAACCGUCUGUUUAUAGGAGAGGAGUGCUCAGAGAUACGUAGAGAAACAAGGGAGCUAAUAAGCAAUCUAGUUAAAGGUGUCUGCGAGAUCUUUUGGGAGUUACCUUGUCAGGUGGAGCUUCAAAGACCAAACUGUCCUCCUCUUGAUGGUGGUGUUCCCAAGCUUGUGAGUGUUGUGACUGAGUACUGCAACAAGCUGCUUGGAGACAAGAACAAGCCUGUGUUGUCUAAGAUUCUUGAGAUUGAUUUGGGGUGGAAGAACGAAAAGUAUCAAGAAGAGAUUCUCACAGGUCACAUGUACAACAUACUGAGAGAGAUUGCUUUGAACUUGGAUGCAUGGUCCAGUUCCAACAAAGAAACAGCUCUUUCUUACAUCUUUAUGAUGAACAACCACUCUCACUUCUGUGGUCUGAGAGAGACUCCUCUCGGGCUAAUGAUGGGAGAGUCUUGGCUAAACGCACAUGAGCAGUAUAGAGACUACUAUGCAGCAUUGUAUGUUAAAGAAAGCUGGGGAAAGCUCUUGUCUCUACUCAACAACAAAGCUCAAACCGUUAAGACAACACUACAAGCCUUUGCUAAAGGGUUUGAUGAGAUGUACACAAAGCAAUCACGUUGGGUUGUGGAGGAUGAGAAGGUGAGAUGGAAGAUAUGUGAAGCUAUGGUAAGAACGGUUGUGCCUAAAUACAAGAGUUACUUACAAAGUUACAUAAUGCUUCUUGUUGAAGAAGAUGAUUAUAAGAGUCAUGGUAAGGACAUGAACUAUUACACUCCAAAGGGUUUAGAGAUGAAGAUGAGGACAAUGUUUCAGAGCAAAGAAGAAAGAGAGUUUUCUCACUUUGAUGGAUAUAAGGAUUAGUCAGAAUCAUCACUUGACAUUUAGAUAAUCUGUAUGAUAGUUUGACACAGAAACUAAACUCGUUCUUGGUGAAAACAGAUUAGCUUUAGCCUUUACUUGAAGAAGCAUGUAGUGUAUUUGUAUAUGUGACAUAGAGAAGGUGCACACUUGGCUGUUUGUACUUUUGUGGAUGAUGCAAAUGAAAAUUGAAUCCCAUGA